CUUAGUCGGAGACGUCACUGCUGCUACGUGUCCAGGAAGUCACCCAAAUCAACAUGGCGGCACAACAGGGAGAAGUCGAUGAGCUUUUCGAUGUGAAAAAUGCCUAUUACAUUGGAAGUUAUCAACAAUGCAUCAACGAGGCACAGAAAGUAAAGCCAUCUUCACCAGAAAAGGAGGUCGAGAGAGACAUGUUCCUGUACAGAGCCUACAUAGCCCAAAGGAAGUAUGGAGUAGUUCUGGAUGACAUCAAGUCUAGCUCUGCAGCUGAACUUCAGGCUGUCAAGAUGUUUGCAGAUUACCGUGCCAACGAAAGCAAAAGGGACGCCAUCGUAGCAGACCUGGAUAAGAAUAUGGCAAAGAGCGUCGACGCAGCCAACACCACCUUCCUCCUGAUGGCUGCGUCCAUCUACUACCACGAAAUAAACUCAGACGCUGCUCUCAGGACCCUUCACCAGGGAGAGAGUCUGGAGUGCAUGGCGAUGACCAUUCAGAUUCUGCUCAGUCUGGACCGAGUUGACUUGGCAAGGAAGGAGCUGAAGAAGAUGCAAGAACAGGAUGAAGACGCCACUCUGACCCAGCUGGCCACUGCCUGGGUGAACAUCGCUGUGGGGGGAGACAAGCUGCAGGAUGCCUACUACAUUUUCCAGGAGAUGUCAGAGAAGUACUCGGCCACGCUGCUGCUGCUCAACGGCCAGGCCGCCUGCUACAUGGCCCAGAACAAAUGGGAGGAGGCAGAGGGCGUGCUGCAGGAGGCCCUGGACAAGGACAACGGGCACCCUGAGACCUUAAUCAACCUGAUCGUGCUGACACAGCACUUGGGAAAGGCCCCAGAGGUAACCAAUCGGUAUCUGUCUCAGCUGAAAGAUGCCCAUAGGUCCCACCCCUUCCUCAAAGAAUACUUCACCAAGGAGAAUGACUUCGACAGACUGGCCAUGCAAUAUGCACCUACGGCAACAGCAUGAGAUUUGCUAUAAUAUGUUUAGAUACCUACCAGUGCAACAACAUGAAAAGGUAUCUAUUUUUAGAGUCCCCUUUGAUGUUUGGAACAUUUGCAUUUCUUUCAUUGCAAAUACCUACCCCAAAGCAUUCCUUUUGUGUGGGUAAUAAAGGUUUUAUUUCAUCUGGUA
This is a messenger RNA of Osmerus eperlanus (European smelt), 1127 nucleotides long. RefSeq names its product COPI coat complex subunit epsilon (gene cope). Gene Ontology annotation, cellular component: COPI vesicle coat. Gene Ontology annotation, biological process: endoplasmic reticulum to Golgi vesicle-mediated transport; intra-Golgi vesicle-mediated transport; retrograde vesicle-mediated transport, Golgi to endoplasmic reticulum. Gene Ontology annotation, molecular function: protein binding; structural molecule activity. The record is from RefSeq and is a predicted model, not a curated record. Lineage: Eukaryota; Metazoa; Chordata; Actinopteri; Osmeriformes; Osmeridae. The coding region runs from base 54 to 962 and encodes 302 amino acids. The transcript has 11 exons.